UUGGUGAAGGAAAUUGCAGAUUGAGAUUCACAUUGAGAAUCCUUCCAAUGAAAACACAAAACCUAAGAAUAAAAACACAAAGCGGCCAUAAUUAGUUUAGCUUUGUGCUACAAACUUUCUUUCAUUUCCAUUUUCGAAUCCUCUGGCUUCUGACAAAACCAAAACCCCAGCACUUGAAAAUGGAAGAAGACGAGAGAAGAAUCCUCGAGAGGGAGAUGUACCAAAUCGAGCAGAUUCGCCAGCUCGAUCUAGAGGAGUUGCAGAUCGAAGAGGUCGAUGAUCUCUCUUCUGACGACGACCGUAACCCUACCACUGACAGUUUUCUGUCCAUGCUGUUUGGAAUGCACUAGUGGUGGCUAUGGCGGCGUGAUCUUAAUCGGUGAAAUUACUUACGAUACCUGUAUGCCAUCCUUACAUACUUAUCUGGGUGAUUCUGAAGAGAAACACCACAGGGCAGCUUUCUUGGAUGGUGGUGCUGUAUUGAACCUUCCUCUUUUCUGCCUGGACGGAGUUGUACUCUUUCCUGGGGCUACUCUUCCCCUGAGAGUUAUUGGAUCCAAUUUUGUGGCUGCUAUUGAGAGAGCUUUGAAUCAAGUCAACGUUCCUUACACCAUUGCUGUGAUUCAAGUUCGCGGUGAUCCUGCAAAUCAUAGGAUGAACUCAGCAGGCACUGGGACAACUGCAGAGAUUCGACAAUAUGGGCGUCUAGAGGAUGGUUCACUGAAUGUGGUUACCUGCGGACAGCAGCGCUUUCGCCUAAGAAGGUGUUGGAUUGAUGUGGAAGGAGUGACUUGUGGAGAAAUCCAAAUUAUUGAGGAAGACAUACCAUCGAGAACUCCAAGGGGUGCUUUUGGAAAAUUAACACGGGUAAGUAAUCUGCCCCGUAGCCAUGCCACCUCAAGUGUGUUGCCUUCAAGGUAUUCACCUGUUAAAGUACGUGGGUCUGAAAAUGGGGAAUAUGAUUCAGAAGAGAGCUUUGAGAGUGAACUUUCUCUAAAGGAAAGGAGAAUCCACCAAUCAAUCAUUUGUUCCAGUUAUGAGCAUGACUUGGAUGAAUCAUCAAGCAGUGGUGAUGAUAAAUUCGCGUACGAGUCAGAUCAGGAAAUUAGAUCCAACCUAAAGGACUCUUACAUCUUAAGAUCAUUGCUAUCUGACCAUGGAAAAGAUGCUGAGAAUCUGGAUUCAAGAAUUGGGAACUGUUCCACUUCUGGAAAACAGUUCUCCGUAGGGAAAGAGCUUAGUAGGUGUUAUAAAAAUAUAGAUGCCUACUCAUCACAUAGAAUUUCAAGAGCAUUCUGGCCCCAUUGGGUAUAUCGUAUGUUUGACUCCUAUUGCCUUGCACAAAGGGCUGCAGAUAUGUGGAAACAAAUUGUUGGGGUGCCAAGCAUGGAUGCUCUUGCUAAGAAGCCUGAUGUUUUAUCAUUUUAUAUUGCCAGUAAAAUACCUGUUUCUGUAUCUACAAAGCAGGAGCUUUUGGAUAUUGAUGGCAUCUCACAUAGGUUGCGCAGGGAAAUUGAAUUACUAGAGAACAUUGCUCUUAUUCGAUGUAAAAGCUGCCAGACUACAAUUGCAAAGCGAAGUGAUAUGUUGGUGAUGUCUAGUGAGGGUCCUCUUGGUGCUUCUGUGAAUCCAAGUGGUUAUGUGCAUGAGAUAAUGACUCUUUUCAAGACAAAUGGAUUAGCUCUUACUGGGCCAGCAGUUACAAAAUACAGUUGGUUUCCUGGGUACCAAAGGACAAUCGCUAACUGUGCCACAUGUGAAACCCAAAUGGGGUGGUUUUUUACAGCCAAGAACGAAAAACUGAAACCCAGGUCAUUUUGGGGGAUACGUAAUUGUCGAGUUGCAGAAGAAAUGCGCUAAGACCUUCAUGGGUAGUAGCCACCUAGUUAUGAGUUUGAUCUGUAUACAAUCACCCAUCUUCAGCUUUAUGUGGAAAUCCAUAUUCAUGUUGUACGGUCAAUGAUGAUAUAUGUAUUGCUUGCCUUUCACAGAACUUGCAAAAACUUAAAAAUACUUAAGGUAAUCUAAGAUGCAACAUUUUUUGUAACUCCUGUAGUUAUGGUGUUUUCACAUUUUAGAUUAUGGAUUAUA
Messenger RNA from Gastrolobium bilobum, 2091 nucleotides. RefSeq lists its product as uncharacterized. The record is from RefSeq and is a predicted model, not a curated record. Gene Ontology annotation, cellular component: Cul4A-RING E3 ubiquitin ligase complex. The coding region runs from base 277 to 1860 and encodes 527 amino acids. The transcript is spliced from 10 exons. NCBI's taxonomy places the organism in Eukaryota, Viridiplantae, Streptophyta, Magnoliopsida, Fabales, Fabaceae. Gene Ontology annotation, biological process: protein ubiquitination.